This is a messenger RNA of Zophobas morio, 998 nucleotides long. RefSeq lists its product as uncharacterized. Gene Ontology annotation, molecular function: acyltransferase activity, transferring groups other than amino-acyl groups. The coding region runs from base 85 to 957 and encodes 290 amino acids. The record is from RefSeq and is a predicted model, not a curated record. NCBI's taxonomy places the organism in Eukaryota, Metazoa, Arthropoda, Insecta, Coleoptera, Tenebrionidae. The transcript is spliced from 3 exons.
AAGUUCUACUAGUACCAUUAGAUAACCCCAUGAAUUACAACAUCAUAACGUGUCUCGCUCACUAUUUCGCUUUCGUUUCAAACUAUGAGUUCAAACGACAUUCUCGUGGAGAUUCCAAACCACCACCUACCCAAAUUGGCCGCUUUGUUUGAAAACAAAGCCCCAUGGGCCCCUCACAUGGUCACUUUUGUGCACAUCGCAAUGAAAUGGAAAGAAAAUACCAAAUACAAAGACAAAAUAGUGUUCUUAUCACCGUAUAACUGCUGGGAAACCGAUGGUACCAUCAUCGUGAUCGUCCAGUUAUUGUCAACGCAAGACCUUUACGUAUUUACUUUAGACGAUCAGUGCACUAACCUUUACAAAGGUCUUCUUGAAACCAAUCUCAUAACUUAUGCCAACAAACGCUCACUUUUUUACGCCGUUCAUGAAAAACACGUGCCAACGGUGAAGAAGUACCUAGACAAGAAGCAAAUUUCAGUUGAAGAGAAACCGUGCUUUAUGUAUGCGAUAGCUCCAGAAGAGGCAACAAAAUUCACGCUGGAUUUUAGGUGCUCUGAUGUUUACGUGAAGACGCUGGAACCUUCAGCGGCUAAACGCAUUAAUGAUUUGUGGCCGCACAAAUUUUUACAAUCCGAGCAGUACUUGGCUAGUUUGAUAGACGUGAACGGGGGAUAUGGAGCUUUUUUGAAAAGUACCGGCCAAAUGGUUGCUUGGGUUCUAAAACACACUUUUGGACACGUAGCGAUCCUGCAAACCGAAGAAGAACAUACGAGGAAGGGGUACGCGACUUUGGUCACCAAAGCGUUGUGUAGAGAAAUGGCGGAAGACGGGUUUUGGCCGGUUAGUACCAUGUUACUGGAGAACAAGAGCUCAGUAGCGAUGUUUGAAAAACUAGGCUUUCGUAGUAUCGGAGGUUGCAGUUUUCUAGUACCACAAUGCUUUAUUUCCCAAGCCUAACAUCUACAGCAUUAUCAUUAAACAAAAGUAUCUCGUACGAA